This is a messenger RNA of Scaptodrosophila lebanonensis, 2499 nucleotides long. RefSeq names its product splicing factor 3B subunit 2 (gene Sf3b2). Gene Ontology annotation, cellular component: U2 snRNP; U12-type spliceosomal complex; catalytic step 2 spliceosome. The coding region runs from base 109 to 2376 and encodes 755 amino acids. The transcript has 5 exons. NCBI's taxonomy places the organism in Eukaryota, Metazoa, Arthropoda, Insecta, Diptera, Drosophilidae. Gene Ontology annotation, biological process: mRNA splicing, via spliceosome. The record is from RefSeq and is a predicted model, not a curated record.
UAAUUUGCUUUAACUAUGCAUACCUGGACCGCAAUAUCGCAUGGCCACCCUAAUUGUUUUUCGCCGAGUCUGUUUUCUGUGCUGUUUUGGAAAGAAAUUUGUUAAUUUAUGGCCGAUCAAUUUAUCUCAGAUGGUCAAGGACAACCUCCACCACUGAUGUCCAUACGCUUUGAUCAGCCUGUAGACGGUGUUGCCGCCUCUGGUGAAUUUGCUGCGAAUGGUGGACCUAAUGGAACUGGCGGGGUGGAAAGUGGUGGGACUGGUGAUGAGAAAAACACCACUGAGCUUGUGCUGCCAAAAGCUUUAGAAGAUGUGCUGGCACUCAAGGAUCAACGCGUUGCCGAACUUGAUGAUGUUGGCAGCAUAGGAGAUUUGCAAGCAGGUACUGGUGCGCUGCACGAUGGUGACUUUGCUGACGUAGGGGAGGACAGUGAAGACGAUGGAGAACAUACUUUGAACGGUGGAGGGGCAGAGAAAUCAGGCAAACAAAGCAAGGCAGAGAAAAACAAAAAGAAGAAACGUCGAAAGAAGCUAAAUAAAAAAUUGCGGCAUCAACUUGAGAACGAACGGCAACAAGCACGUGCGUUGGAAAAUGGAGCAAGUGCCGAGCAGGAAGCGACGGAGCAACCAGAAAACGAAGCUGAGGUCAAAAAUGCAGCAGAUGGUGAUGACGCUGAACAGCCAGUUGCAAAAGAAAAGAAGGACAAACACAAAGAUAAACGUGGCAGAAAGAAAAAAGAACGUGAGGACAAGACCAAGCAAUCAGACAAUAAGGAGGACGAUGUUACCAUUGAAUAUGUGCCCGAAAAAAUAACCAUUGCCGAUUUGGCACCUAUGUACCGACAAUUUUAUCGUGUGUUCGAGAUUUUCAAGCUGGAGAAUAAACCGAAGCCUGUGGAAAAAGAUAAAGCAGCACUAGAUGCUGAAACAGCCGCCAAGGACAAGAAGAUGAUAGACAAAAUGAACGACGAUGAUGAUGACGAUAAUGAAGAUGACGAGGAACAUAAAGAGGACAAAGAGAAACUGUCCAAACGCAAACUUAAGAAGCUAACGCGUCUCAGUGUUGCAGAACUGAAGCAGCUGGUCUCACGGCCUGAUGUUGUCGAAAUGCACGAUGUUACUGCACGAGAUCCCAAAUUGUUGGUGCAACUGAAAGCUUAUCGCAAUACAGUGCAAGUACCACGUCAUUGGUGCUUCAAACGCAAGUAUCUGCAAGGCAAACGGGGCAUAGAGAAGCCGCCCUUCGAUCUUCCCGCCUUUAUCAAGAAAACUGGCAUCAUGGAAAUGCGCGAGUCGUUGCAGGAGCGCGAUGAUGCCAAAACGCUCAAGGCGAAAAUGCGAGAACGUGUGCGUCCUAAGAUGGGAAAAAUCGACAUUGAUUAUCAGAAACUCCAUGAUGCAUUCUUUAAGUGGCAGACCAAACCUCGCAUGACCAUUCAUGGCGAUCUCUACUAUGAAGGCAAGGAAUUCGAAACGCGUCUAAAGGAGAAAAAACCAGGAGAUUUGUCCGAAGAGUUGCGCAUUGCUUUGGGUAUGCCUGUGGGUCCCAAUUCUCAUAAAAUACCGCCGCCAUGGCUUAUUGCACAGCAGCGUUAUGGACCGCCGCCAUCUUAUCCGAAUCUUAAAAUUCCGGGCUUGAAUGCACCAAUUCCAGAGGGAACAUCCUUCGGUUAUCACGCCGGCGGUUGGGGCAAACCGCCGGUGGAUGAGAAUGGCAAACCCUUAUACGGCGAUGUAUUCGGCACGAGUAUACUGGACUUGGACAACGCCAUUGAUGAGAACGACAUUGAACGCAAUCAAUGGGGUGAGCUGGAAUCCGAGUCUGAGGAAUCUUCGGAGGAGGAGGAAGAUGAUGGAGAAGAUUUAGGCAAUCAGCAGGAUGAAACUGGAUUGGUAACGCCGGUCGAGGGUCUAGUUACACCUUCAGGCUUAACAAGCGUACCAGCCGGUAUGGAAACGCCCGAGAAUAUUGAGUUGCGCAAGAAGAAAAUCGAGGCCGAAAUGGAAGACAAUGAAACUCCUGUGCUCUACCAAGUAUUGCCCGAGAAGCGCACAGACCGUAUAGGAGCUUCAAUGAUGGCCUCCACACAUGUGUAUGACAUCGGAGGCGGGGCCAAUAAACAGCCACCCACGCGCUCCACCACAGAUCGUGAGGGCAUUGUGGAGUUAGCCUUAGAUCCGAGCGAAUUGGACAUGGAUAAUGAUGCUAUGGCCCAACGUUACGAACAACAAAUGCGUGAGCAACAAAACCAUUUGCAGAAAGAGGAUCUAUCAGAUAUGUUGGCUGAACAUGUGGCGCGCCAAAAAUCGAAACGCAAGCGACAGCAAACAGAUCCAGCCAAGACCACAAAGAAAUACAAAGAGUUCAAAUUCUAGUGCUGCCUGAAGGGCAGGUACGGCAACUUUCCCUAUGCGUUUCCGUCUUUGGCAUUCAAUAGAGGAUUUAGUAUAAAGGAAAAAGUCUUAAUUCAAAUUUUAUUAAAAACAACAUAUAAAGAA